AUGGGGUACGCAGGGGCAGGCUGCCUGGCAGUGCUGGCCGUGCUGUGUGGGGCUCUUGGGGACUCUCCCAGCAGAGGCAUCAAAUGUGGGGGGGUGCUCUCAGCACCCUCUGGCAAUUUCUCCAGCCCCAACUUCCCAGGGCGAUACCCCUACGAGACAGAGUGCAUGUGGCUGAUCGUGGUGGCCGAGGGCUCCUCCGUCCUGCUCUCCUUCAGCCACUUCGAGCUGGAGUACCACGCCACCUGCGCCUAUGACUACCUCCAGGUCUACAACGGGGCUGCCCGGGACCGAGGCAACCUCCUGGGCACCUUCUGUGGCCACAGCCCCCCACCACCCUUCUCUUCCGCCUGGCACGUCAUGGCUGUCGUCUUCCGCUCAGACCGCCACGUGGCCAAGCACGGCUUCGCCGCCGCCUACCAGAAAGACGCCUGUGGUGGGCAGCUGACGGGGCUCUCCGGGGAGAUCACCAGCCCCCGCUAUCCUGAGAGCUACCCCAACGAUGCCGAGUGCCGCUGGAGCAUCGGGGGGGGCGGCGGUGGUGGCCCCCUCACCCUGGUGUUUGCUGACUUCCAGGUGGAGGGGGGUCAGGGCUGCAGCUUCGACUACGUGGCCCUUUUCGAUGGGCCCACCACCUCCGCCCCCCGCCUGGGACACUACUGCGGCAGUGUCCGGCCACCCCGCACCAUCUCUGCCACCCCGCACCUCCUCAUCCUCUUCAAGUCAGACUUCAACAUCGUUGGCAGGGGCUUCAAGGCCCAUUUCUACUCGGGUGAGUGCCAGGAGGUGUUCACGGCCAUCAAAGGGAAUUUCUCCAGCCCUCAAUACCCCAACUUCUACCCCAACAACCUCAAGUGCCAGUGGAGCAUCCAGCUGCCCCCAGGCUACCGGGUCAAGGUUUUCUUCUUGGACAUGGAGCUGGAAGGCCGGAGCAGCCUGACAGGCAGCUGUGACUAUGAUCACCUGGCCGCCUUCGAUGGUGGCACUGAGAACAUGUCCCUGCUGGGGCGGUGGUGUGGGCGGGAGAGCCUGGCACCUGUCACCUCCCGCAGCAACCAGCUGCUGCUGGUCCUCCACACCGACCGCAACACGGCCAAGAGGGGCUUCUCCGUGGCCUAUGUGGGAGUCGUGCCUAUGAACGUCAGCUGCACCCGGACGGACUUCCACAUCCAGAUCCCCAUGCAGUCCCUGGCCCGGCUGGAGAGGAAUAGGAUUUACUUGGGGACCCCCUCCUGUGCAGCCCAGGUGGUUGGUGGGAGCUUUAAAAUACACACCAGGUUCGACACCUGUGGUGCCGAAUCCCAGAAACGCAACAGCACGUCCGUUAUUGUCAGCACCCUCUACAUCGACUUUUCAGCAGGCGAGGAGGAGGACAUCCACCAGUAUGAGGUGCAGUGUGAGCCAAAAAGGAAGGAAGCCUCGGUGACCCUCAUCGCUGGCCCUGACCCGUCCAGGGUCAGCCAGGCAGAGAACCUGGUUGAUACCCAGCAGCGGGAGAGGGAAACAAUGGACAUUAAUGAAAUCAAGAGCCAGGACACCAGCGACAUCGUCUUCAUCAGCAUCUGCAUCCUGGCUGGGCUCCUCAUGGUCAUUGCAGUGGUGGGGCUGGUGCUUCUGUAG
Leptosomus discolor (cuckoo roller) is the source of this 1617-nucleotide messenger RNA. It is a transcript of the gene CDCP2, whose product is annotated as CUB domain containing protein 2. The record is from RefSeq and is a predicted model, not a curated record. Lineage: Eukaryota; Metazoa; Chordata; Aves; Leptosomiformes; Leptosomidae.